AGAUGCUAUAUAGAGUAGAUGUUUCUAGAAUAAGCGUAGAAUAACCAAACCCAAACCAGAGCAUAAUCGCGCGUGUCAUUGCCAAGGAAUAACAAAGAAAACCGCGCAAACGAAGAAGGAAGAGGAAGAACCAGAAACAGAUAACAAAAGGAAGAAGAAGAAGAAGAAGAAGAAGAAGAAGAAGAAGAAGAAGAAGAAGAAGAAGGUGAGUUCACCAACGCACUACAAAGAAAAAAAUGGCGGAGAAAUUGGCCCCCGAAAAGCGUCACAUCUUCCUCCACAACGGUCAAAAAGUGUUCGAGUGGGAUCAAACCCUAGAUGAAAUCAAUAUUUACACCAAUCUUCCUCCCAAUGUUCAUUCCAAGCAAUUCUACUAUAAGAUUCAGUCCAAGCACAUCGAACUUGGAAUCAAAGGCAAUCCUCCGUAUCUCAACCAUGAUUUUACUAGCCCGGUGAAGACAGAUUCUUCAUUUUGGACCUUAGAGGAUGAUAUAAUGCACGUCACGCUGCAAAAGAGAGACAAGGGUCAGACAUGGGCUUCUCCCAUAUUAGGUCAGGGUCAGCUGGAUGCUUACACUACUGAUAUUGAACAGAAGCGCCUCAUGCUUCAGAGAUUUCAGGAGGAGAAUCCAGGUUUUGAUUUUUCACAAGCUCAAUUCAGUGGAAACUGUCCUGAUCCAAGGACCUUCAUGGGUGGAAUCCGAUCAGAUUGAUCUUUGCUGCAGUAGUUUGUAUUUGCCUGCUGUAAGAUUACAAUAAGAUAGUGAAUAAUUUGUGUAAUCACAUUAUUCGCACUUAUUUUAAUUUAUGCAGUCCAUGUAAUGAAUGAGGUAUUGACACCCUGUGGUAUUUUUUAAUCUGUCUGCUGCCCCGCCCCUGGCUUCCUAA
Molecule: messenger RNA, 888 nt
Organism: Lotus japonicus
Lineage: Eukaryota; Viridiplantae; Streptophyta; Magnoliopsida; Fabales; Fabaceae
Exons: 5
Coding region: 237-713 (158 amino acids)
Biological process (GO): protein folding
Cellular component (GO): cytoplasm
Source: RefSeq, a predicted model, not a curated record